Molecule: messenger RNA, 1618 nt
Organism: Ictalurus punctatus (channel catfish)
Lineage: Eukaryota; Metazoa; Chordata; Actinopteri; Siluriformes; Ictaluridae
Gene: cd40lg
Product: CD40 ligand
Exons: 5
Coding region: 97-885 (262 amino acids)
Biological process (GO): immune response
Cellular component (GO): membrane
Molecular function (GO): tumor necrosis factor receptor binding
Source: RefSeq, a predicted model, not a curated record
UUGCAUUCAGAUGAAGUGUUGUGUUGGUGGAGGACAUUCUUCAGACCUGUAUGGGUGGAUCUGGUGUUCACAUCGCGGAUCCUGCUGCCUGCAAAUAUGUCUACUAUGAUAAACACCUUUCACAGCAGCUUCAAUCCUCCACCGGUACCUCCAAGGCAAGGCCACAGAGGAGGACCAGCGCUCCCAUCAAACACACCAUUAGUCAAGUUCUUGUCGGUGCUGCUGCUGCUGCUAAUGAUACAGACGUUUGGAGGGUUUCUCUACCUGUUCCAUGCAAUCAACAGGCUGCAGGACAGACUCAACGAUAACGAGAUAAGCACACUAAAACAACUACAGCAGUGUGCUGAAAACAACCUAAACUCUGAAGACCUACAGUACUGCAGCAAGAUCGUUGAGAACUACAAGACUGUCAUAAAAAAGGUCUCUCAAACUGAAGGAAGAGUGGCUUUGUUGACUGAAACAGGAUCCUCCACUAUACCUCAAGCAAGGAUGGUGCUAGGUUCAAAUUCACAAACUGAAGUGAGGGACCAGUCCAAUACCCUGUUGUGGGACCUAAACUUCUCUGUGAAGGAAAAGAUCAGCCUCAGUACAUCAGGAGUCCUGACAAUUCGCUACCCUGGAUAUUAUUUGAUCCAAUCUCAAGUCACCUUUUCCAAAGCGCAUGAAAAAGCACCACUCAAGCAAACCAUAUGGACCAAAAAUAGCAAACUGCUCGAGUCCUACUGCAGCUUGCCUCGGAACAGUGCGAUACCUGAUUUGUGCACUUCCUCGCAGACAGGGGUGUUCAGACUUGAGAAGGAUCAGACGCUGUUUCUUAAUGUAACCGACAGGCACUUGGUGCACUCUGACUCUACCACGUUUGGAUUGUUCAGGCUACAAGACUGAGUGCAGACUAACUGAAAACUAAGAGGAUCUACUAGCACAAAACAAAAUGGAUAUGAGCUAUAACUGACUCCAUUUUUACAGAUGUACAUGGAUAACCAUAUGAAAUUUGAGUAUUUGAAACUAUUCGAAAAAGAAGGCUGGAACUUCAACUAAAAAGAAGAGCUUGUUCCUUAAAUUUAAGAGGAAACUCUGACACACCAUUAUAAGGAAGUGGAACAUUAACUGGAUUCACAGGAAAAAAGGAUAAUGUGUGCCACAUUAUCAAAUGUGUAAUUUGUCAGAAAUUAUAAACGUGUGGUUCAAAGAAGUGUUGUAAACGUAACCUUUGUUGAAUAUUCUCAAUGUAUUACUACCAAAAUAAUUUAUUGAUGUUCUCUGUUAUCUGCUGUCAUACCUAUAUUUAUGAAAGGGGAAAUCCAGCCUGAAAGACUACUCUUAUUUAAUACCUUCUGUGUCAUUUGAAAUCAUCACGAUUAAGCUGUUCUUGGUCAGAACGUGACACUACAUAUAAUAGAAACCAUUCUGGUUAGGCCAGAAAAAACCUGUGUUUCAAUCUAAAUUGGUAUAUGGUCUUGUUAUAUGGCAGAAAAGAUUACAAUGUAUUUCUAAAAUGAGCGGUGUCACAUUAAAACUUAAUAAACCACAGAUGGCAAGUAGGAUUUUUAAAUGGAAGUUCCUUCUGUCCAAAUAUGUAUUUAUAUUUUUGUAUUAAAAUACAAUUUUCUAAAUCAAA